GAGGGAAAGAAAGGCCAGGCCCCCGCGGCGUGGGGUGCCCCAAAGAGUGGGGACUCACGGGCACCAGGAGGGCCAGACAGGGAGGCCUCCGCAGGGCCACGGGCCGGGCGGGGUGUUGAGAGCAGCACAGAAAACCCGUACGUGCACGCCACUCACUCCAGCCAGGGGAGCGGCCUCCAUCCCGGGAGCAGGGAGGUCAGGCCCUGUCCUGGGGCCAUUUCCUGGGUGGCGCUGGGGGCCGGGCGGCCACUUUCCAGAGACCGCGUGCUGGAGCCUCCUCGGAGACACCCUCCUGUGGCGCCACUGCCUUCGUCCUAGCGGGGACCCGGUUGCCGCGUCUGCGCAGCGGUACGAUCCUGGGGGAUCCUGGGUAGAGCCUUCAGAGGCUCCCCAGCACCUGGAGGAGAGAGUUCUAGGUCUGACCUUGGCACUGGAGGUCCCUGCGGAUAUUGUGAGCACUUUGAGGAGUGGGGAUGCGGGAACACAGGUGCCCUGUUUGGUGACCGCUGGCCCCACCCGGGAGGCCGUCCGCAGGUCCCGUCUUGUCCAGGACUGUCCCGUGACUCAGUCACAAUGUCACUCGUCCCCUACCCCGCUCCAUGCGUCUCCCCAGGCAUAAUCCCUGUUCACGGUCUUUUACGACCGCCAAGGGACUGCUUUGCUGCCUGCUUCCUUAAGAUGUGAGCCCUGUGAGUGUGGCACUUCCGGGGGAUCACUGCGGUGCUCCCCAUUCCAGAAGGGGCAUCACAGGUUUUCCUGAACAAACACAGAAAGGAAUGACCCCCAUUUCAGUGCUGAGGGCAGGAAGGGGUGCCCCCAGACAGCUGCCCUUGGGAUGGAGGCCGGCAGCAUCCUUGGAAUCUUCUCCCAUCUCCUCCUGUCCUCCCUCUGUGGCCCGGCAGCAGAAGAGACCUUCCGAGGUGGCCUGGGGUGCCUUCGGGUGAGGAGGAGCCUGGUGGGCAGGACUCUUAGAAGGUGUCUUCUCUCAAAAUCUCCGCUGGAGAUGGUGCUCCUGGUGCCCUGUUGUGCCUGCGGGAUAGCACGUGUCCCCAGGCUGUCCACAGGGGUGCGGGCAGUGGGUGAGCAAGGGUGCAAUUCCUCCAGCCUCGCUUGGCCCUGGGCCCCUGCCUGGGAGCACCAAGGUAGGGGAGGGGAGCUCAUGCAUCAGCUUGGGCAGCUGGAGGAGGCAUUCAGGGGGGGCCAGGCCCGUGGGCUCGGAACCUGCCACCGUCUCUAACAAGACAGUAGCAUUUUGUGGAGGGGGCCUAGGAUGGGGGAUAGGUCUGCAGACUGUGGGCGAGGGUGGGCCUGGGUGCAAGCGUCUGGCCCUGUCCCCAGGUUGGUCUAGAACCCUAUGGGCAGGGCUGAAAGCCUUGGGCACCCCAGGGGAGUGCAGCACAGAGCAUGGAGUGGGGCAGGGGACGGCCAAGGUGGCCCCAGCCUCGGGGGGGGCAUUUCCCCCCCUGGAGCCUCUUUCCUGCCUUGUGCAACAUGGGGGUGACACGUUCCUACUGCCUUUUGUUCCCACAGCCACUCCUGUGCCCAUGCCUGUCCCGGCUCCCCCUCUCCCAGGCGGGAGCCCCCCCCUCCAAGCCCUGUUACUCUCAGCUUGGCCUUACCCAGGCCUGCUCUGUGUUGCGGCUGCCCAGCACCCCUGCGCCCCCACCCUGGGCCCGACACCCUCGUGGCACUAACGUCUUUGCUGCCCAAAGACCCUGGGGUCUGCUUCCCAUCCCUCCCCGUCCGUCCCUCACCGGUGGCUCCAACGACCAGUCCUCCUGCCCUGCCCUCAGCCAUGUGCCCACCCUUGAGCAAACCCUUUUCAAGAGGGUGAGCUUCCUCCCCACUUCCUCUCCCCCCACCCCCUGCUGUCCACCCCAACCCAGAACACAGCACCCCCACGGCCAGGUCUCCCAGCCUGUGGUCUUCAGUGCCCCCCCCCGCCCCCCACCCAGGCCCCGUGGGGCCUCCUCGGCCCCCUUGCGGGCUGCUCUGGCCUGCCCGCUUCCACGCCCUCACCCAGCCGGCCACCCCAGGUCCUGGUGGGUCCCGGAUGUGCUGUUGGCAGAGGCCUUGAAUGGUGCAGUCACGGUGGAUGUUCACGGCCUGAGGGGCCGGCAGAGGGAGACGAGGCUUCUGAUGUGUUGUUGGCUAUGUGCCCAUCCAGCACUGGGAUGUGGGAAGCCACCGCCAGCCUCCUCUGGGGGUGGGAGGACAGAGGGAGGAGCCGGAACAGGUGUCCCCAGCUGUGGAGGUGCCCUUCAGCUGAAGACUGCGCUCCCUCAGCUGCCCCAGGCUAAUCCUGGGAGGACUGGGACACGAAGGUCCUAGCCAGCCCUGGGCCCACGGACCAGAGGGCCCUUCCUGCCACAGAG
This is a messenger RNA of Leopardus geoffroyi (Geoffroy's cat), 2375 nucleotides long. RefSeq names its product formin-like protein 14. The record is from RefSeq and is a predicted model, not a curated record. Lineage: Eukaryota; Metazoa; Chordata; Mammalia; Carnivora; Felidae. The transcript has 2 exons. The coding region runs from base 1405 to 2331 and encodes 308 amino acids.